This is a messenger RNA of Betta splendens (Siamese fighting fish), 1724 nucleotides long. It is a transcript of the gene tnfrsf18, whose product is annotated as tumor necrosis factor receptor superfamily, member 18. Gene Ontology annotation, molecular function: antigen binding; CD154 receptor binding. The transcript has 7 exons. The record is from RefSeq and is a predicted model, not a curated record. Bases 35 to 859 code for a protein of 274 amino acids. Gene Ontology annotation, biological process: inflammatory response; positive regulation of isotype switching to IgG isotypes; positive regulation of blood vessel endothelial cell migration. Gene Ontology annotation, cellular component: external side of plasma membrane; CD40 receptor complex. NCBI's taxonomy places the organism in Eukaryota, Metazoa, Chordata, Actinopteri, Anabantiformes, Osphronemidae.
GCGCCGCAGGCAGAUCACAGCACGGGCCACAACCAUGUCUCUGAAGCUCUCUGUCGCGGCUGUGUGGGUGCUCUGUGUUUGGACUGCUGGACGCACAGCUGGAUGUGGUGAACAUCAGUAUAACAACGGUGAACAAUGCUGUGACUUGUGUCGUCCAGGUGAAUAUCUAAAGACGUUGUGCUCUGGCGAUCAGCAAACUGUCUGUCAUCCGUGUGAGGAAGGAUACUUUUCAGCCAACUUCUCGCCUUUUGACCGAUGUCAGAAAUGCCAGACAUGCCAAGAAUAUGCUGCGGACUGCACACGGACCACAGACGCAAAGUGUUUGUGUCGCUCUGGUUUCCUGUGUUCCGACAACCUGUGUUCAACUUGUGAGGAGAAGAAAUGCGCUGCAUGGGAGAAAAUCGAACGGACGGACGUUUCUUCUGGAGACAGGACAACGUUUUCAUAUCGGUGCGAGCCUAAAUGCCAAAAUAACACCUAUUUUGAUAAAAACGACUGCAAACCGUUGACAAAGUGCAGCGACAUUGGACUUGUUGAAAUAUUCAAAGGCAACGAAACCCACGAUUCAGUUUGUGAAAAACAAAACGUUUCAGCAAAGAACCAGGGCGACUCAGGGCUGAAUGUGAUCCUCGGCAUGGGCUUUGUUUUGGUCUCCCUCGCCCUCCUUGUGUUUCUGUGUUUUGCCUGCAUAAAGAGCCUGAGGAAGCACAGAUGCAAUACUAACUUAAUGAAGGUGGAAACCAAUGCCAGAGCCCUGAACCUGUCAAAGGAGGAGAGUGCACCAAAGUUCAUUUCUCAGUACGAAUCCAAAGACAGCAGCAGUCUUGAUCAACUCCAUGUGGGCGAAUUCUUCAUUUGAAAACAAUUCCACCGUGAUAACAUCUGUGCUAUCGAUCCAUAUUCUGCUACAAAGAAUUGCAAACGGAGAAACCAGUAACUUAUGGUUUGAUGUCUAGAACCACAGGAUGGUUCUGGUCUGUGAACGAAAAGACCGGCUGCCCCUGUUCAGUUUGUCCGCGUCCCUUGGGCAAGGCAGCUCACGCCUCAUGCUACUGUCUGAAGCAGCUAUUGCUUUAUCACGGCGAAUCCUGGGUUGAUGGUUCACUCACUGACUCUUUUCAGAAAGGACUCAUGAAAACAUAUGUAUUUACAUGUGAUGGUGCUAAAUAUUUAAACACAAGUAUGUUUAUAAACUUAUAACCUUCUGCCUUUGUAUUUACUACCCUUUCAUUGUGUUUGUAAAGUUUUUCUUUUAAACCUCUUCUGCUUAUGUUAUAAUUACAACUGCUUUUACUUCAUGAACUGUUUAACUAACAUUAGCACUUGUAAGUAUAAACUUUGCAUACACAUCAACCCUUUCAGGUAACAUUGACCUAAUAACCUGUUUUUAUUAUGUUUGAUUUCCUAUUUUCAAAAUAGUAUCUGUAUUUUAUUUAUUAAGGAAUUUAGAAAUGUAAUUUUAAUGUUCAGUAGUCGUGGGUUUCAACUGACACAGUCAAAUUGUAAUAUUUGAUGUAUAUUGUAUAUAACUAAUAUAGUUUGAAAAGAUCUGAAAAAACUCCUGAUUCUUGGUGAAUUUAAUUCCAUGAUGCUAUGAUUAAUGAAUAUUAUUGUAUGAAGCAAAAUUACAACAGAAAAUGCUAAAAAGGUUUUUGAACCAAAAAUGAGAUUACUUUGGUGUGAUUCUCUGUAGCUUUAAUGUGCUUUAUAGAUGUGUGGAGUGA